UUUGACGACUUUGACGUUUGACAUUUGAAAGUUGUGUCAGUUCUGCUAUCACAACAAGUAUGUGUCAAUUUUUUAUAUAAAAAUCCAGUAUUUUCAUUAGUUUUUAAUUUUUAAAAUGUGAUUGUGUAUAAGUACUUAAGAAAGUGUCAGGUAAAAAAACAUGUACUUCCCAAUCGGGUGGCCAAAGGUUAUUAAAACACCAGAAUUGGGUCAUGGGAAAAUCAAACAAAUUACGUGUAAUAGAGACAGAAUUUUGUUUGCUAUUUUGACCGAAGAAUCUUUAGCAAUAUGGUUCUGCAAGCCCUGUGUCCCUAUAGUGUAUCAGAAACGUACAAGCAAAUCCAUAGAAAAAUUUGGGACAAAUGUUUUAGCAGAAUGGAAGCCAGAUUCAAGCAUGAUAGUAGUUGCUACUUCAGAGGGCCAUCUGCUAUUCUACAAAUUAGGGGUGCCUUCUGAUCAUAAAGGGCUGUAUGUCCAGACAGAUUCUCCUCAUGCCAACUUGAGGAGAGAUAGUGCUGAGCUAUUCAUAAAAGAAACUAUACCUCCUCUGAAGUUAACUUUGAGUGACGAAGUCAUGGUAUGGGAUGGCAGAAUCUCUGGAAUGGUGUGUAUAACGAUGUCCGAACUGAUGAUAGCCACAACAAACGGUCACGUGCUCAGAUACCGCUGGGACGGUAGCCAGAAUCGAGAUUAUACCUUAGAUUUAAGACGGAUACCGUUCUGUAUCAAUCAACAGGUGUCUAAAGCGGUUCCCAUCGUCGAGGAAAACACUUACAUUGUAGAUAUCGAGUAUUCCCCGCUGGUCGGAGGAUUCUCGAUAGUUUUGAAUGAUGGCAGAGCUGCGUUUCUAACGGCUCCCACUCUGAAAUUUGAUCCUAAUCAGGUGCAGGGGAUCUGGGCGCAGGGAAUAGAAGAUGCUACAUGUACAUCGAUUAAUCAUAAGUAUAGACUGAUCACCUUCGGUCGCGUGAACUCCGAAUGCGUAGUGUACUGUGUGGAUGAAAGUACAGGUGGGUUAGAAGUAUCGCAUAACUGCGUUCUGAGCAGCAAAGAUUACCCUGGCUAUCCCGGUGCGGUGGGCAGAGUGAUAUGGACGCCCGACGGAUGCGGACUCGUAGCUAGUUGGUCCAAAGGAGGACUCGCUAUGUGGUCCACUUUUGGAGCGCUCGUCAUGUGCUCUUUAGGGUGGGAUUACGGAUUAAAUGUAGAUAUACAAAAGAAUAAUCCUUUACAGAUAGUUUCUAUGGAAUUUGCAACUGAAGGUUAUCAGUUGUGGAUGGUGCAAAAAGAUACUUCCGAACCAAGUGAUAGGAGUGAUAGUAACGGCAAUCAACUGAAUGAUACAAACUACAAAACGAAUCUAAUACAUCUUGAUUUUAUCAAGAGUGCUCUGACUAUUAAUCCUUGCAUGAGCCAUCAGAGUCAUCUUUACCUCCAAGGAGAGGACAAACUGUACAUCAAUUCCGCAGAUACGCUGAUCCGAAUGUUUUCGGAUCGGUCUGGCAAAGAUGACGUUUUCGGCGAGAGUAUGUCCGCGUUAUCUUCAACGUUAGUCGAGGGAAGGCAAUGGCUGGUGGUUCCGGUACCAUCAACGUAUUCGGCGACGAAUUGGCCCGUCAGAUAUUCGGCAAUUGAUACCGAAGGGCUCAAUGUAGCAGUUGCAGGGAGGACUGGCUUGGCUCACUAUUCUAUGCUAUCAAGACGUUGGAAGCUGUUUGGAAACGAAACUCAGGAAAAAGAUUUCAUAGUCGCUGGGGGGCUGUUGUGGUGGAGAGAUUAUGUAAUUAUGGGGUGUUACAGUAUACUAGAAAAUGGAGAUGAACUAAGGUUUUACCCAAGGGAUGCAAAGUUAGAUAACAAAUUUGCAAAAAUAGUAUCCGUGUCCGCACCGGUGCUACUCAUAAAUAUACUUCAAGACCAGCUGAUAACUUUCAGCUCAGAUGCUCAAGUGUGCGUUUGGUCGCUACAACAGAACGAUAUGGCUGGAGACGUAACAGUGACCAAACUGCAAUCGGUGGACGUGUCCGCGCUGGCCGUUCACCCAGCGUGCGUCACUUCCGUCACUCUGACGUCGGUGACGCAACAGCAGAGAGGUCAGCAUCGAGGCCAAGCGUGCGACGGCAUGGUGCUGAACGCAGCCGGAAGAUUGGUACUGGUCAAAAGGGAGGUGAGAGAAGGAGGAGAUGGCAGAUGCUUGAUGCCGGUCGUGUUGGCCGGAUGCGUGGAAAACGUAUGGGUGCCCGGGAAAAGGAGGGCCGAUAAGCCACACCUUACCGAAAGCUUAUGGUUAUUUUGUGGUGCUCACGGGAUGCGAGUAUGGUUACCAUUAUACCCCAGGGAUGGAGAUAAAUCGCAUACGUUUAUGAGCAAACGGAUUAUGUUGCCUUUCCAAUUGAAGAUAUACCCAUUAGCAAUACUUUUUGAGGAUGCAAUAAUAUUAGGUGCUGAAAAUGAUACAGUACUCUAUACUUCGGAUACCAAUUCACCAUUUUCGCUGCCAUUUUGUGUUUUACAAAGAACUAGCCAAGUGUACCUGCAUCAGAUUUUAAGACAAUUAAUUAGGAGAAACUUAGGAUAUCACGCUUGGGAAAUAGCUCGUAGUUGUAUGGGUUUACCUUAUUUUCCUCAUUCUUUGGAAUUGCUUUUACACGAGGUGUUAGAGGAAGAAGCAACCAGCAAGGAACCUAUUCCGGAUGCCCAGUUACCUAGUGUUAUAGAAUUUAUAAUGGAGUUUCCUGUAUAUUUACAAACCGUAGUGCAAUGCGCGCGAAAGACUGAAAUUGCACUGUGGCCGUACCUGUUUUCGGUUGCCGGCAAACCCAAAGAUCUCUUUCAGGAAUGCAUGGCUAAGGGGCAACUGGACACUGCCGCUUCUUAUCUCAUCAUUUUACAGAACCUAGAAACAUCAUCUGUCAGUAGACAGUAUGCAACAAUAUUAUUGAACACUGCCCUUGAGAAGUCGAUGUGGGAAUUAGCAAAAGACUUGGUGCGAUUUCUUAGAGCUAUUGAUCCAAAAGACGUAGAAUCCGAAUCUCCUCGAGCUUCAUAUAUACUACCCCCAAAACUUACGAUGGCUCAACAAACUACUCCCGUUACCCCAAACGCCGAAGAUCUCUCGUUAAUACUGGGGAAUGUCCAAGGGCCGAGGGUGAGGAGUUAUAGCACUACAGUGUCGCCGAAACAAUUGGAAAGGUCCAAUAGUGAGAAAGUCGCCAGCGUGAUAGAGAGUCCUAAGCCAGAUAGGAAGAAAUCUGUCACUUCGGUUGGAAAUAAACAAGAAAGCAAAGGAUCUCCAAACAACACAGCUGAAGAGUUCUUCAUCGACGUCAUCCUGCAAAAGCAUGCUCGCCGACUAUUGUCAGCGCGACGCCUGACUGACCUAGGAUAUUUUGCUGCGCAUCUAGAUUUCCACCUGGUCACAUGGCUAGCCAAAGAAAGGGACAGAGCUGGCCGAAUAGAUGAUUUCGUAAAGGCGCUGAAACAGAUCCAUGAUGAUUUCAACUGGCCUUAUCCAUCGCCUGGGACAACUACUCCUAAGAAGAGUGCGUCGUCCCCAUUGGAGAGCCCCACCAGCCAAGCGAUCGAGGACCACCUGAAAUCCCUGAAACUGGACUGCUUCAAUUAUCCCAUGCCUUCCAGCAGGGUGGGGGACAGCGGGUAUAUGUCCUUCCAGGGACUGCCGUGUACGGGUCUGCUCACGCCUGUCAACACGUUAGAACAGGACAGUCACAUCGCCGAGUCCGAUGUAGAUGAUGGGAGUGUCUGUGAUAGCAUUUCUGAUAAGAGGAAAGUCGUCAAUGGGAUUGGUAGCGACUUGGACAAAAAGACAGGUGGAAGAUAUGCGAACGAUGUAAAUACGCCGCUGAAAAUGCAAGUACAAUCCUCGGUAGACGAGUCCAUGAUGAGUACCGUUAGCUCCGUAUGGGGCGACGAUAGGGAAAUCGGAACAUCUGGGACGGACAACUGGGAAGUGCCGUCCACUCAGAUUCUAGAGCAGUUGUCGAAUAUGGACAGCAAAGGAUCACACAGAUCGGAGGUCCAACUAAGGUACCUCCUUCAAUUGUUUAUGGAAGCGGGUUGCCUCGAAUGGUCGUUGUUAAUAUCAAUAUUGCUCAGAGAUGCUAUGGCUGUUUUACGAACUGUGAAUGCUGCGAAACCGCCAGAUCAGUCGAUCGAGUCUGUGUCGAGGCUUCGCCAAGGUUUGCUCAUCUUGAAUUAUUGGACGAAUACUGAAUGCCUAGGAUACAAGGCAUUCAUGCUCGCCAUACAAAAUCAAAUCUCCGUCCUGUCGCGUAUCCUCGAAACGAAGAUCCAACAACAACAAAUCACCGAAUACCAACGAGCCGUUUCGGCGUCGUUGAACGAAGUGGCGUCGCCAGUUCUGAGUCGGUCUCGUAAGACGAGCUCGAAUCAAGACAACGCCAGGAACAGUCAUCCGAUACUCAGAGAAAAGAAAAUACCGAGCGUCGGUGGCAACACGAUGACGGACAAGCUGAACGAGGCCGUCGCAAAUAACGUCACAGACGGCGCUGUCAACGGUCAGCUGGAGAAGAAUGGCGUCGCGGAAGGUUCUGGAUGUGUCAUUGCCUAAGUUCUUGUCCACGACACCGAAUUGACGUUCCUGGGUUUUGACCAACACUCUCAUGCACUCACUCGACAUGGACAUUUGAACGGAUUGUUUUUGGACGACCGGUGUGGUUAGCGUGUCCAACUGAUCCAGUCUCUCUGAAUUUUUCAAUUAAUCCGGCCAUAUUUUGUAUAAAAUUUUCGAACAGCGGACGAUGAACUUUCAUGAUUUUUGAACUAUUAUCGAUAAUGAAAACUACAUUAUUGCGUCCUAUAACGCUCUACCCUAACAUCUCAGCUGUCAAAUUGCUCUUUUUUCAGGGCUGCCUGCAAUUUACUGCAAACGUGGUGGCAAAUUAAAAUCUUGCGUUAAUUAUGGGAUACCCUUUACUUUUGAAACAGACAAUACAUAAAUUAUAACAAACAUUUUCUGCCAAGUUGAUAAUUAAAGUUUCUAUUUAUAAUAGUGUUAUUGAACAGGAAAAGCGACGUGACAUUUAACAACACGCUUUAUAUAUGAAUGCAAAUACAGGAGUAAAGACAAAAUAUCUCGUAUUAGUUAAUUUUUGUUGUGAGUUUUACAUUGUCUGUAUGUACCUUCGUAUCAAUAACUUUUCAAUUAUGGGUUGUGCCUCUUACCUAAAUCUCAGACAAAAAGGUAUGAUGUUUCUGUCCAUUAAUGAU
Acanthoscelides obtectus is the source of this 5250-nucleotide messenger RNA. NCBI's taxonomy places the organism in Eukaryota, Metazoa, Arthropoda, Insecta, Coleoptera, Chrysomelidae. The record is from the annotation of a GenBank genome assembly.